Molecule: messenger RNA, 669 nt
Organism: Pelagomonas calceolata
Lineage: Eukaryota; Pelagophyceae; Pelagomonadales; Pelagomonadaceae
Source: the annotation of a GenBank genome assembly
AUGACGAGCAAGCGGCCGAACCCGAGCCGCUUCCAGACGCCAGCGCCCGCGCUGCCGCAACCAGAAACGGCGGCUCUCGACGACGCCCUCGACCGCUGCGCGGUGCGGCGCCUGCAGCAGCUCGCGCAGCGGCCGCCGCCGUCGUCGGAAGGCGACGAGCGGGCGACGCUCGCCGGCCGCAAGGGCAAGGUCGCGCUGCACAACGGCCACUUCCUGCGGCGCACGCUCGCCGGCGUCGAGUCGCACAACCGCCGCGUGACGCCGGCCGCGCUGGCGCGCCCGGAGCCGCCGGCGCCGCCGCACUUCGUGCGCGGCCGGUCGCGGUCUAGAUCACGCUCGUGCUCUCCCUCGUCGUCGCCGGACGCGCCGCGCCGCGUCGAAGUCGUGCUCGAGGACGACCGACCGACGGGCAUCCUCUUCGAGAAGCACGAGAGCGGCCGGCCGGCGGUGCUGGGCUUCGCGGCGUCGUGUCCCCGCACCGUGGCCGCGACCGUGCGGCCGGGCAUGGUUCUGUCGAAGAUCGCGGGCGAGCGGUGCAAGUACAUCGAGUACGACCGCGCCCUGGAGCUCGUCCGCGCGCUGGAGAAGCCGCUGCGCCUCGAGUUCCGCGCCCCGCGGGCGGCAAAGAGGCGUCGGGAUUCGGAUCGGCGGCGAAGGCGAAGGCGGUGA